Dermacentor albipictus is the source of this 2304-nucleotide messenger RNA. RefSeq lists its product as uncharacterized. Lineage: Eukaryota; Metazoa; Arthropoda; Arachnida; Ixodida; Ixodidae. The record is from RefSeq and is a predicted model, not a curated record. Gene Ontology annotation, molecular function: nucleic acid binding; RNA-DNA hybrid ribonuclease activity.
AUGGCGCGCGAGGCCUGCGUGCUCGCGGCCGUCAUGGAUCCCUACACGCAGCGGGGCCAGCUCCCGAAGCUUCCGCCGGACUACCAGUCGUACGCGGCGGCCGACGGCCCGCUGACGAUGGACGACGUAUUCGAACAUCUCGCGCACGCCCUCGACCGGUGUCGCACGCCCGACAUUCUGGUCAUGGACGACUUCAACGCGCACAGCGUCCUGUGGGGCCCUCGCGAGGGAGACGACAGGGGCACUCGGCUGAUCGAGUUCGCGGCGGCUGCGGGCCUCGUGGUCCUCAACGACGCGUCCUCGCCCCCGACGGCGCUGGCGAAGUACCGCCGCGAGGUGGCGCGCGCGAAGGAGGAGGCGGACAGAGAGGUCUGCGACCGGUGCAGCCGGCGGUCACUGUUUCAGGCCCCCUUCCGUCUGGCUUUCGGGGACUCCCGGUCGCACAUAACGCUGCCUCCACUGACGCGGCCGGACGGCGGCCGGACGAUCAGGCGCCACAAAGCCGAGGGCACGCCCGUGGUGCUGAUAUCGCUGGACUUCCGGGGCGCUUUCCACAGUGUGUGGCACCCCCUCGUCACCAAAUACUUCAGGGACCGCGGCUGUCCGGCCAAUCUGGUCGGUCUGCUCGGGUCGUUUCUGGAGGGCCGCACCGUCGAGUACGCGUCGCACGCCGGUUCGGUCUCGGCGGAGACGUCGAUCGGCAGUCCGCAGGGGUCGCCCAUCUCCCCACUCCUGUGGAACGUGGUUGUGGACGGGCUGCUUCGGUUGCCGAUGCCGCCCGGGGUGCGGGUACAGGCUUACGCCGACGACACCAUUGUACUCGUGCCGGGCAAAAACAGGGCGCGCGUCAUGGAGGCCGCGGCGGAGGCGAUGCGUCGCAUCGAGCAGUGGACGAUCGACUGCAAGCUAGCGCUCAACGGCGACAAAACAUUCUGUGUCCUCUUCUCCUUCGGGAAGGGGGGCAUGGAGAAGAGCCACCCGACCAUCCGGUUGCAGGGCAGUACGAGGGGGAUGCCAUUUCGCUCGUCCGUGAAGCUCCUGGGCGUGGUGGUGGACAGGCGCCUGUCCUUUUUCGAGCACGCCGAGCACCUGCAGCGGAAGGCGGAGACGCUCGCCAUCAAGUCUCUGUCCUUCAUGCGCAUGCACACCGCCGUGGACUCCGCCCUGCGGCGCCGCCUAUACCGACAGGUGCUCCUGCCGGCGGUAGCGUAUGCGUCCCCCAUAUGGUGGUCGUCGUCGCCCGAUUGCCGGCUCAAGGCCCGCAUGACCACGGUGCAGCGCACCAUGUUACUUGCGAUCACGGGGGCGUAUCGCACCACACGGACGGCCGCGCUGCAGGUGCUCGCCAACCAGCCGCCCAUCGGGCUGGAGCUCGACAGGCUGAACGCGGAAUUCGCCCUGUUCCGCAUGCGCCGCGCGGUCACGUUCGGGGCACACACUUUCGCGCCCGACGAGGUGCAGUAUCCGCACGAUGUCUGGGGCGCCCAUCCAUCGGAGGCACGUGGGUAUCCCUUCGCGCGGCUCGAAGUCGCGGCGGCUCGCGCGUGGUCGUCGGCACCGGGAACACACGUAUACACCGACGGCUCCCACACGUCGCGGUCCGCGGGCGCGGCGGUGGUGGUGUUACGGCCGCGGGGAUCGAUAGUCGCCGUUCGAAAAUUCCGCCUAACGGUCGCCUCGAGCGCCUAUUGCGCCGAGGUGAUAGCGCUUGCCGAGGCUCUCAAUUAUUUGGAGACACAUGGGUGGCAGCCUCCGGCGCACAGUUACGUAGAUAACCUGUCGCUCCUCGCCGCGCUGAGCAGCGUGGUCACUAGGGACGCGCGCGUCGCGAGUAUUAAGGGCGCGCUGGACCGUCUGCAGAGACGGGGCGCCUUGUUGCUGUUCCACGUGUCCGCCCACCGGGGCAUCUUUGGGAACGAGCUGGCACACUUGGCGGCGGGCUCUGCGGCGAUCUCGGGCGUGGACCGAAGGUCGCACCGGUCCUUCCGCGUCGUGAGGGCCGCGUUCUCGGCCGCUGUGCGAGUGCGAUGGGCCGUGGAGUGGCGCGGGGAGCACUCCGACACCGAACUCUACAAGUGGGUGCCGGACAUCGCUCACAUACCGCGGGACUUUCCGCCGUCUCGGCGGUUGGCAUGUCUCAUAACUGUCCACGGAAGGUUUCCCUAUUACUUCCAGCGCUUCCGCAUCUCGCAGGACGCGCGCUGCCCUUGCGGGGCGCCCUGCCGGGACGUGCGGCACUUUUUCGAGAGCUGCGCGAAGAACGUCAGCGACGAAUGCGACGAUGAGUGCGCCGGCCGCCGUUGA